Xiphias gladius (swordfish) is the source of this 2397-nucleotide messenger RNA. Its product is annotated as protocadherin alpha-13-like. The record is from RefSeq and is a predicted model, not a curated record. Gene Ontology annotation, cellular component: plasma membrane. Lineage: Eukaryota; Metazoa; Chordata; Actinopteri; Istiophoriformes; Xiphiidae. Gene Ontology annotation, molecular function: calcium ion binding. Gene Ontology annotation, biological process: homophilic cell-cell adhesion.
AUGGGCAGCGGAAGGAAUAACGGAAUUCUCUGUUGGCUGCUCGUGCUGUUUUUAUCGGACCGGUCUGCUGCCCAGAUAGCAUACUCUGUUUCCGAGGAGGUGGACAAAGGAACUGUGGUAGGGAAUCUCGCCAAGGAUUUAAAUGUCAACGUCCGAGACCUGCGAACGAGGAAUCUAAAACUCGUGUCUGGGUACAGUAAGAUAUAUUUCGAGGCAAAUGUGAAAACGGGGGACCUUUAUGUCAGUGAGCGAAUAGACCGCGAGGGGCUUUGUCCAAACACGAUAAAAUGCACACUGAAUUUAGAGGCCAUACUGAGUAACCCUAUGGUACUCCGCCGCAUUGAGGUGGCAAUUGUUGAUUUGAAUGACAACGCACCUACGUUUGACGAGAAGUCACUUUCACUUAACAUAUCUGAAUUUUCACCAACGGGCGAACGCUUCUUGCUUCCUCUGGCUCUUGAUGCAGAUACAGGCAGCAAUUCCGUAAAGACUUACCGGCUAAGUCCAAACGAACACUUCUCCCUAGAUGUGCAGAGCGGUGGGGAUCAUAGUGUAUCCGCUGAGUUAGUACUGAUAAAAGCUUUGGAUCGGGAAAAGCAAGCUGCCGUUGAACUAACACUGACGGCUGUAGACGGAGGCAAACCUCCGAAAACUGGAACUGUAAGGAUAAAUAUCAAUGUACUAGAUGUCAACGACAACACGCCGUCAUUCAGCAAAACACUUUACAAGGCACGUGUGCAUGAAAAUGCUCCAGCCGGAUCAUUAGUAAUUCGCCUUAAUGCCACAGAUCUAGACGAGGGGGACAACGGGAGGGUGACCUACUCUUUCGUCAAGCGUGGAAACUUCGAUCCCGCCGAUGUGUUUUUUAUAGACGCGGAGACCGGCGAGAUAACGGUUAGGGGCAAUCUGGAUUACGAGGCGCAGUCGGCGUAUGAAAUUCAUGUCCGAGCGACGGACAGAGGUGCGUCGCCCCGGGGUGCCAGUGGGAAGCUGCUGGUGGAGAUAGUCGAUGUGAAUGACAAUGCCCCAGAAAUUGUAGUGACGUCACUCACCAACCCCGUUAAAGAAGACGCAGACACAGGGAGCGUUGUGGCUUUAGUGACAGUGACCGACAAAGAUGGAGGGAAAAACGGCCACACGAAUUGUAAAUUAACUGGUUCUGUGCCUUUUAGGCUAAAUUCCAACUACAAAAAUUACUACUCUUUAGUUGUAGACGGAACUCUAGAUAGAGAAGAAUGCUCUUUUUACAAUGUCACGAUUAUUGCGACUGAUGAAGGGACCCCACCUCUAUCCUCGAGCAGCGUUAUUACUGUUCACGUUUCUGAUGUCAAUGACAACGCACCUCGGUUUAUGGAGCCUGUGAUUAAUGUUUAUGUGAAAGAAAAUAGUCCGGUAGGAGUUUGUAUCUAUACAAUAACUGCAGUCGAUCCUGAUAUAAACGAAAACGCGAAAAUAACAUACUCAUUUGAUGGUGAUUCAAAAAGUAUUCCUAUAACUUCUGUUGUAAACAUCAACUCAGAGACCGGAGAUAUAGUCAGUCUGCAGUCUUUUAACCACGAGGAGCUAAAAAUGUUUCAGUUUAAAGUUCAGGCCACAGACUCUGGUGUUCCUCCGCUCAGCAGCAACGUGACUGUGAACGUUUUCAUCCUGGAUGAGAAUGACAACAGUCCCGCGAUUCUCGCGCCCUAUUCCGAGCACGGAUCCGUUAACAGCGAGCAUCCCUACUCUGCUGAAGCGGGAUACUUUGUGGCAAAGAUCAGGGCUGUAGACGCAGACUCUGGGUACAAUGCGCUGCUCUCUUACCACCUCUCUGAGCCCAAAGGAAACAACCUCUUCCGAAUCGGAACCAGUACCGGGGAAAUCAGGACUAAGAGGAGAAUGAGUGACAAUGACCUGAAGACUCACCCCCUGGUGGUCCUGGUUUCUGAUAACGGAGAACUCCUGUCGGCUACUGUGUCUAUCGAGGUGGUGGUGGUCGAAAGCACAGCUGACAUCCAGACUCAGUUCAGACAUGUGCCCAUAAAGGAGGAGAGCUUCUCCGAUUUAAACCUGUACCUGCUGAUCGCCAUCGCGUCGGUGUCACUGAUCUUUCUGCUCAGCCUCAUCAGUUUAAUAGCGGUCAAGUGCCACAGGUCAGACGGCAGUUUCAGCAGGUACGGCACCCCAAUGAUCACCACCCACCCUGACGGGAGCUGGUCUUACUCUAAAGCUACUCAGCAGUACGACGUCUGUUUCAGCUCAGACACACUCAAGAGUGACGUAGUGGUUUUCCCCGCACCGUUUCCGUCUGGAGACGCGGAGCUGGUCAGUAUUAACGGAGGAGACACGUUUACCAGGACUCAGACUUUACCUAAUAAAGACAAGGUGAGAUAUUUAUAUUAUUUACAAUUGCUUUAA